Messenger RNA from Heterobasidion irregulare TC 32-1, 2046 nucleotides. RefSeq lists its product as uncharacterized. Gene Ontology annotation, molecular function: protein-macromolecule adaptor activity. The transcript is spliced from 8 exons. Bases 1 to 2046 code for a protein of 681 amino acids. Gene Ontology annotation, biological process: spindle pole body localization; nuclear pore organization. The record is from RefSeq and is a predicted model, not a curated record. Lineage: Eukaryota; Fungi; Basidiomycota; Agaricomycetes; Russulales; Bondarzewiaceae. Gene Ontology annotation, cellular component: spindle pole body; nuclear pore transmembrane ring.
AUGUCACGACUAGGGAGCUCUACAACAACACCAAUACGUGCCAUUACCUCUUCACUGUCCGCAAGAUCGUCGGCUCCUGUUCCUGCGGCUUCUCAGACUUAUGAACCUCUCUUACGCGCCGUGCUACGCCACCGUCUACUCUAUGGCAUAUUUCUCUCCUCUGCUAUCUUUGAGUGGGCUCAGACGAUGUUGUGGAUUGGAUGGUGGCGAGGCAUUGGGAUCACGCAGUUACCAUUCCUUCCUUUCUUACCAUCAACGUUGGCUUUCACAGCCUUUGCAUGGGCUCUGGGUGUAGUCCCCGUGGUGGUAUUGCGGAAAGCACGGUUGACAGCUACACGUGCUGCUGCGUCAUCGCCUUCUCAAACAUUCAAAAUCGCGACCUCAAAAACCACAACUUUCCGCUCCCUCGCGACUUACGUUGUCUCCGCUGCGGGGAUUACGGCUUUACACAUCAUCAAUACAUACGCCAAUGAGCCCCCAAAUUCGCGCGGUGAUCACCAUCUCGCCGUUUUCGUUAGGUCCAGAAAACAUCCAUACUAUCUCAACGGUCGCUUUUUGUUCCUCCUGUUCUCGCAACUUACAUUGGCGAUUGCCUACUUCGCUCGAAAUACCAUGCUUGACCGGUUUGCCGUUCAUUGGAAAUCUGCUCACACGCAGUACUCAAAGCCGGCUGCACCGUACACAUACCGACUAGCCUUGACUGGCUUUACCGCCCUGAUAUUCACCGGGUUGGUUUUGUCAGCCUACACCGCUGCAUUCGGUCUCGCCCGAUCUCUGGUACUACCGGUCCUGCUGGGAUUGCCUGGGGUCUCCAAGCCUUUGCGACCUUUCUGCGCUCACUUCUUACGAGGGUCCUGGACAAUAUUUCUCUUGUUCCGCAACCUUCCUCUUAUUUGGCGGACUUUCUUCGUUGGUUUCACAACGCUAUCCAGUUGGGAGUUCGCAGAGAGCCUAUUCGAUGAAAAAAUUCAAGAGCCGAUCUAUGUAGCCCAAGUUACACCGGAUUCCUCAGCAACGCUUGUAUCAGGAAUAACUUCUAGCGAUGUAUAUUUCAAGUAUUUUGCCUACCACGAGCUCAAUGAAUUUGCCAAAGAUGAUUCACCGAGUGCCCUUACCCGUCGCACUGCAUUAUUUGGCGACCAAAAAUACAGCCCCUCUCUAUGGGCUACUCUCCUCCGCGAAUCCCUCUUAUUUCUCGGCAAUGACUACCAAGUUCUACAUACUCAUACUCCCCUUCUAGCACCUGCUCCGGCACCCCCAGUGCUGAAACCCGCACCACCUUCUACGCCUCUUCUACGCAAGCAGAUCUUCAAGGCACCAACACAAUCACCAAUCCGUUCCGUUAUCGAUUCCAUAGCUGCUGACGGUGCUUUGACACAAGCCGUCCAAAAUUCUGUUCAGACAACAGCGGCACAUAUGCCAGAACUCUUCAAGGGCAUUGAAUCCCCGGCGACGGCUAUCAAACAGCCACUGGCUUUGAUCGAAAACGAGGCGGCUGUCAAAGCUAUUACGGCUCCAGUGCGAAGCAUCAGCUCCCUCAAGCAUUUGCUUCCCAUGUCAGUCCCUCUGAUACUUUCACGCGUCGGAGAGCAUUGGGAAAACUGGUGGCGGAGAGAGCGGGUUAGUAAAACCGCUGAAGCAUCGUUGCUUUACCGUGAGGUGGAUGCGCUCAUCGUCGAAGUGUUGUCUCGCCUUGUCUGCGCGUCGCUGACUGAAGACCGUUAUGGCGUUGUUCAGCGCGACAUACCUCGCAUUUUGGAGGCGAUGCUUUCGCAUUUGACUGCUAUUGAAGGAUACCAGGCUGAAUUGAGCGCUCUCGCACCGGUUCCGUCAUCCGAUGAAGACGAAUUGUCCGUCAAGGACCGCGAGGCCCGUGAUCGUGUCCUUAUGGAGGUUACGCGAGCAGGCGAUGUGCUUGCUGUUGUUGGUGACGCGCUCAAAGAAGGUAUCGUCCGCAUCGUACGGACGUUUGGGGAGAGGCUUUCGGCGUUCAAGUUCCCGCCUCGGAUCGCGCACAAGCUCCAAGGGUUUGUAGAUUACAGCUAG